Messenger RNA from Radiomyces spectabilis, 2476 nucleotides. Its product is annotated as alpha-L-fucosidase-domain-containing protein. Lineage: Eukaryota; Fungi; Mucoromycota; Mucoromycetes; Mucorales; Radiomycetaceae. Gene Ontology annotation, biological process: fucose metabolic process; glycoside catabolic process. The record is from RefSeq and is a predicted model, not a curated record. Gene Ontology annotation, cellular component: lysosome. Gene Ontology annotation, molecular function: alpha-L-fucosidase activity. The transcript has 4 exons. Bases 74 to 2407 code for a protein of 777 amino acids.
CGAUCUCUCACUUUUUUCUUUAUCGAUUUUAUUUUCUUAUUUUUACUCCAUCACCUUGAUUCCGGUCUUACCCAUGAAGCGUUGGCUGAUUUUAUGGCUUCCGCUCCAACUCUUACUCAAGGUUGAAGGUUUACCGACAAAAUCUGUGCUCGUCGAUGCACAGCGGUCAUCAUCAUUUUACCACCUCAACCUUGACGCAUAUUAUAAUAACAAAGGGUUCGGAACAGGUGCAGAUCUAGAUGGUCGCGGAUCGUACAUUACUGCGACCGAGCACUUGAAUAAUACGGCGUCGAGCAAUCUUGUACAAUACAAGACAGCAUUUGGGAAUGCCGCUGACAACGUCAAAGCAAAUGGUCAAACUAUUCAAUUUCCUACAAAGGAGAUAUUGGGAGCACUUUACAUGCUGGUGACAGCAACAGUGGGUCCCAUGGCCACUCAUGUGACGGUGACCUAUGCGGAUGGUUCUACCGAUUCUACGGCGCUGGAUGUACCUGACUGGCGAGCGCCUGAUGUUGGCUUUUUGGAUCGUAUCACGGUGGUUUCUGCCAAAGAUAACCGCAACGAUGCCAUCGCUUUAUUUUCUAUUCCUGUCCUUGUCGACCCUAGACGCGGUCCGGCUAUUUCCAUGUCGCUGCCGCCAUCCGUCAGUUCAUCUUCCGAUACAACGUUGCACGUCUUUGGCAUCACCGCCUAUCAAGCAACACAAUCAGGCUUGCUGGUUACGUUUGCUAAAGCGACUUCUUGCUUCCUAGAAACCAACACCAUGCAAGGGCCACCUCAUCCACUGGUCAAUAUUGAACUCCAUAACACUGGAAAAUUGUGGGCGAACCAUAUCCGAGUUCGAAUAUUUGGAAAUGGCAUUACCUCUACAGAAGAGACUGUCUUGACCAGUCUGGCGCCAGGUCACCGUCAAUUGGUAGAUGUAGCCAUCGACUGCCCGCACUGCCCUGAUAUUUUAACACCCGUUCCAGUGACAGUUGAAGUUGAGAGUGUGAAUGAUCAUCGUCAAGUGGUAAAAACAUCGGUUUCUCUCGUUUUGAAUUUAGCAACGCAGAGCUUUAAUAAAAUGGAAAGGUCGUUACAACGUCAUUGUUCGCCUCGCUGGCUUCAAAGGGCAAAGUUUGGUAUCUUUAUCCACUGGGGUGUAUACAGCGUGCCAGCAUGGGCGCCCACGGGAAAAGAAUACGCCGAGUGGUACUGGUGGCAGAUGAAUCAUGUCAAUGAUCCAACCCAUCAAUAUCAUCGCGAGCAUUACGGUGAAAAUUUCGCCUAUGACGAUUUUAUCCAACAGUGGAAUACAACUUUAUUCAAUCCUCGACACUGGCUUGAUUUGAUCAGCGCAUCAAAUGCUCGAUAUUAUGUGUUUACCACGAAACAUCAUGAUGGCAUUGCUUUAUUCAAUACAUCCCUCACCGAUCGUUCAACCGUCGCUUUGGGACCACGCCGUGAUUUUGUGAACGAGCUGCUUUCUGUAUCCAAGAGCGACUAUCCCGGAUUAAGGCGGGGAUUAUAUUUUUCACUUCCCGAAUGGUAUCAUCCAAAGUACCAAGACGAUUCAUUAGGAUGGCAUGGUCCUCCGUACAAUCCAUACACGAACAAGCCCAUACCUUAUACCGGUUAUGCAGCCGUCCAGGAUUUUGUGAAUGAGCUGCAAGUACCGCAAAUCAGAGAACUUAUCCACCAAUAUGAGCCUGAUAUUAUGUGGUGUGAUAUUGGCGGUAUCAACAACUCGACAGAAUGGCAAGCAGAGUACUACAAUCAAGCCAGAGCACACGGUCGAGAAGUGGGUGUCAACGAUCGUUGCGGCAAUUCAGUUUCGGAUUUCCAAACGGUUGAAUAUAAAAAAUUGGAUUACGUUCCAGCGAGGUUAUGGGAGGCCACCCGAGGAAUUGAUCCGUAUUCGUUUGGAUUUAAUCGAGCCACGACCGAUGAGCAGUACGCCAGUGUAACGAGUCUGAUUCAGGAACUCGUCGAUACGGUAGCAAAAGGGGGAAACUUUUUACUAAAUAUCGGUCCCGAAGCUUCAGGUGAUAUUCCACGUCCUAUGCAGAGUCGAUUGCAAGCCAUUGGUCUAUGGCUAAACACAGUGGAGAAAAGCAUCUUUGACGCGGAACCGUACUGGGUACAAAAAGAGGAAUCGUCAUCAUCGCUUCGUUUCACCAUAGCACGGGAUGGCCUGAGCAUGUACAUUUUUGCCUUUGAUGCGCCAUCCGCUUCUCAGUUGGUUGUUACCACUCCUAUUGCUGUGCUUGAUACGCAAGAAAACACGGUGAUCCAAUUGAUGAACUCGCAACAACCGGUCACUUGGCAUAUCGACGAAAAAGCAUCACUUGUCAUUGAUGUAACAAAUAUUAAUUUUGAUCCAAACCAUCAUGUCUGGGUAUUUCAGAUAACGAGGCAUCUAUAAUUGGAACCAAAAAGGCAUCCGAACCAAGCUAAAAUCACUUCAUCAUAAUUUCUUUCAUCUUCGAUUUCC